AUGAUGCAUUACAAACGCGUUUCUUUUUAUGAAUCUGCCUUGAUUGGUGUGAAUGCGGUGGGUAUAGGGGAACUUUACCUCCAGUACCGACAAUGGAGGUCGUACUUCUCCAAUGAAAUGCCACCAGCACUCAGUGGCAAGUUGAAGGAAGAGGAAUUUCGUAAUAUCCAGGCUUACGGAAGGGACAAGAGGGUAUUCGCUAUUUGCAGAGACAUAAAGGACAUCCUCUUCAGUAACGUGAGCAUUCUGACGAAACUACCAUCACGAGUGUACAAAUGGAUUGCGCGGUGCACCCCAGUAGAAGUGGGCUCUUUUGCACAUUGCUGUGCCUAUUCUAUUGUGGUAGACGUUGUUUCAACGUUGAUAAGCCUUCCCUUUGAUUAUUACCACCAGUUUGUUGUUGAAGAGAAGCAUGGGUUCAAUAAGAUGACCCGCAAAGAGUUUUUAAUGGAUGAAGUGAAGAUGAUUUGCCUUCGCGUCUUCUUGAUGCACCCCAUCUUGACGGGUCUGAUUCUUCAGGUGGUGCAGCGGUUUGGCAAGCGUUUCCCAUUGUACUUGUUUUUGGGGUCAACAGCGAUCGCAUUUUCCUUUACAUUCAUAUAUCCUACUCUGAUACAACCCCUCUUCAAUACGUACACCGCAAUUCCAGAAGAUUCCACUUUGUACGGUAAGAUUCUUAGUCUUGCAAAGAGUCACAAGUUUCCACUGAAGAAACUUUACCAGGUUGAUGGUUCGCGAAGAUCGGGUCAUAGCAAUGCGUAUUUUUACGGAUUUGGGUCUAACAAACGAAUUGUUUUAUAUGACACAUUGAUCAAACAGAUGGAAGGUGAUGAUGAUCUCGUGUUGUCUUUGCUUUGUCAUGAAUUGGGGCACUGGAAGAAUAAUCACACGAUACUUUUGCUCUCUAUUGGUAUUGUCCAGAUGUUCUGCAUUUCGUUUGGUGCCAGGUACGUCAUAUUCAAUAAUGGGAUCUAUAAGGAAUUUGGUUUUACCGAUGUGAACCCAUUUAUUGGUUUCGAGAUUUUCCUAUCUGUAGUUGUAGAGCCGCUCGUUCAGCUUCUGAGUUAUGGCGUGUCACUUUUGUCGCGUCGUCUCGAGUUUCAGGCCGACCGAUUCGCUGUGGAGUCCGGGUUUGGCCCUUCACUGCGGAAGGCCCUUAUCAUUACACAAAUGGAAAACAAGGCCGACCUCACCCCAGAUUCUCUAUAUGCAGCUCUAAAAUACACCCACCCACCUCUAAACGAGAGAAUUGCCGCCAUUGAUGCCGAAAUCAAAAAGGGAAAAGCCAAACUUUCGGUUGAGCUAAAGGAAUCAAAAAAAACAUCAUGA
Trypanosoma grayi is the source of this 1329-nucleotide messenger RNA. Its product is annotated as CAAX prenyl protease 1. Gene Ontology annotation, molecular function: metalloendopeptidase activity. The transcript has a single exon. Gene Ontology annotation, biological process: CAAX-box protein processing. The record is from RefSeq and is a predicted model, not a curated record. The coding region runs from base 1 to 1329 and encodes 442 amino acids. Gene Ontology annotation, cellular component: endoplasmic reticulum membrane. NCBI's taxonomy places the organism in Eukaryota, Euglenozoa, Kinetoplastea, Trypanosomatida, Trypanosomatidae.